Stylophora pistillata is the source of this 1537-nucleotide messenger RNA. Its product is annotated as substance-P receptor. Lineage: Eukaryota; Metazoa; Cnidaria; Anthozoa; Scleractinia; Pocilloporidae. Gene Ontology annotation, cellular component: plasma membrane. The record is from RefSeq and is a predicted model, not a curated record. Gene Ontology annotation, biological process: G protein-coupled receptor signaling pathway. Gene Ontology annotation, molecular function: G protein-coupled receptor activity.
AUUGAUGUCAGUGUGCACAUGGUUCUCCCACAGCCACCCACCCGUGAGAUUUCACUUCAAUAUUUUGUUUUGCAUGAAUUCAUCCAUAUAUUAUCCGCAGAUUCAAGGGUAAUUAGGCGUAGUGAUAAUUUAAGAGAGCAAAACACGUCUUGAAAAUCGAAGUGAAAGAAGAAACAACAGUUCAAAAGGUCUCAAGUAACUCAGUGGAUGUUUUCCAUUUCUAUUUUGGGCUGAUCUAGAAAUCGACUCAAGCUACGUUUUUCGUCUUCAUCAAGAUCGAAUCACAAGCAAUGAGUUAUUAUUCAAACAGGAGUGCCGACAACUUUACCACUUCGCCGAGAGAACUUAGCACCUUCAGCUGUCCGUUCUUAAGUGACACUACCACCGUCAAAGGAGUCAAAAUAUUUUGUUAUUCCCUCGUUCUGCUCAUAGCAGUCAUUGGAAACUCCUUGCUCAUUGGUGUUAUUAAGAGGAACAAGAAGAUGAAAACGAUUACCAAUUACCUAAUUGCCAAUAUGGCGGUGUCAGACAUAUUGUCAACGCUAGCAGCCGUACCCCGUCAAAUAACUUACAUAAUGUUGGAACCUCAACGGUGGUUGUUCACCGAAAUGUUUGGCUCAGUCCUAUGCAAAAGCAUUUCUUUCUUUCAAGAUGUCUCAACGGCGGUGUCAAUUUUUAGCAUUUUAGCAAUAGCUCUAGACAGGUACAGAGGAAUUGUGUUUCCAUUACGCGAAACGAAUACAAAGCCGACAAAAAGCUGUAAAAUUAUCAUACCACUUAUUUGGAUAGUUCCAGUGGGCCUUCAUGCGGUUUACUUUUAUAUUUUUCACUUAAAAACAUCUGACAAUAAAGUGUAUUGUGUUAUCGAUUGGGGGUCAAAAUUCGACGCGAAAAGAUCUGUGGAAAUAUACUACAUUAUAUUGGUAACUUUCGAAAUUUAUAUUCCACUGUGUUUAGUCACAUGGCUGUAUUCCGCCAUUGUCAUGAAUCUCAAACGGAGCGCUAUAGGGAAACACAGGGGUCCUUCAAGCUGCAGAACUUCGAGAAGAAUAAGAGAGGACAGAAAAGUUGUGAACAACAUCAUUGCAAUUGUCAUUGCCUUCAUGGUUUCGUCGAUACCCAUCAAUGUCAUUGGUAUUUUAUAUUAUUUCGUUUGGGAUUGGAAUAUGCCCUGCGGUGUAGAAAACUUUGGCUUCGCAGCACACUUUAUUUUUUAUUCCAACCCUUCAAUGAACCCGUGCAUUUAUUUCGCUUUGAAUGAUAAAUAUCGACACGGUCUGGUGAAGAUGUUCAAGACGAUGGUCUUUUUCAGGAAGGUCGAAAACAACGACUCAAAAACGUCCGAGAAGGAAACUUUGAAUCGAAAAACAUGGUCAUCCACUUUUGUAUAAAGGAUAAAGCAAUUAAUGUCUUGGCUUGAGGACAUAAGACUAUCAAAAUUGGAUCACAACAUGACCUUGGAUUGAAUUUUGUUAAACAUCGCCAAAAUGCCCAACUUAAUCACCUUUGGGCUUCACUCUGAGGGGUUCAUCAAAAA